Dictyostelium purpureum is the source of this 1497-nucleotide messenger RNA. RefSeq lists its product as uncharacterized. Gene Ontology annotation, cellular component: nuclear speck. NCBI's taxonomy places the organism in Eukaryota, Evosea, Eumycetozoa, Dictyosteliales, Dictyosteliaceae. The transcript is spliced from 2 exons. Gene Ontology annotation, molecular function: RNA binding. Gene Ontology annotation, biological process: mRNA splicing, via spliceosome. The record is from RefSeq and is a predicted model, not a curated record. The annotation marks the transcript as partial.
ACAACCACAACAACGAACACAACAACAAAUACAACAAAUACAACAAUCUCAUCAAUAGGUAAAGAUAAUUUAAAACUAUGGGUCGGUAAUUUACCAAUUGGUUCAACAGAGAAAGAAAUUAGAGAGUUCUUUUCAGGUUUUGAAAUUGAUUUAAUUAAAAUGACAGAGAUGACCGAAUCACAAUUAGCAUGUGCAGUAGUUCAAUUUUUCGAUCAUGAAAGUGCUUCAUUAGCUCGUGAAAAUAAUCUAUCAUCAACAUUCAAAGGAAACAAACUAAUUAUUAACUGGUCCAACUCACCACCAACUUUAUCUCCAUUAUUAUCAUCCUCAAAACUAACUCCAAAUGAUCCAUCAAACCAGGACAAAGAACAACAGCAUCAUUACCACCCAUAUCCAUCUUACCAACAUCACCAUCAUCACCGUACAGUUUAUUAUAACCAACAACAGCACACCUCGCAAAUAACGACAACAAAUGUAAAUAUAUCACCACCAAAACCACCAUUGCAACACUCUGCCACUACUCCAGUAUCUUCUUCCUCAUCGUCAUCAUCGUUACAUAAUAUAGACUCAACAAAAGAAAAGGUCACAGAUUGUGAUCCUCGUGUAAAUAGAAAGUUGUUUUUAGGGUUAACAUAUGAAGGCGAAAGUAUUGAAGAUUUAAGAAAUAGAUUUGGAAAAUAUGGUAAAGUUGAAGAAGUUGUUAUUUCAGCCUCAGGUUUAGCAUUUUUACGUUUCUAUAAUACCGAAUCUGCAAUUUUAGCAAAAAGGGACUUGGGAUUUAGAUAUAAAAUUCAAUUUGAUAAAAAAGAACCAAGGGACACACAGUACUAUGAUCCCAAUGGCCCACCCUCAUUUUAUGGUGACAGACCACCACCUUUAUUAGAUGCAAUUGAGUAUGGUAGAAAUGAAACCAAUAGACAACCAUCUAUCCCACCACCACAGACACCAUCAGAUUUCUAUAGAGACUCAUAUAGAGACUUGGCACACAACAAAAACAGUUACUAUAAUGAAAGACCACCCCCACCACCUGUCUCAGCACCUCUCCAACCACCUGUCACUCCUCCUUUGGUUGCACCAUUAUUUUCAGAACCAUUAUCCACCGAAGAAUAUAAUCAAUUUUAUUCAUUUUUAGAAAAUUUAAAAGCAACAAAUCUAUCAAUAAGAGAAUCUAAAGAUUGGUUUAUUUUACAUUUAAAAAGUGGUAAACCUAUUGUUCAAUUGAUUAAUAGAUAUAUAACUAAUACAAGUAACAAUCCUGUAUAUAAUAAACUUGAAGUUAUUUAUUUAAUUAAUGAUAUAUUGUAUUUUGGUUUAGUAAGAAGGUUAAAUCCAGACUCAAAAGAUCCAAUCUCAGAUUUGUUCGAACCCUAUUUACCCUCAAUUUUAUCAUCAUUCAACAAAGAAUCUCAAUUACUUCAAAACAAUUGUUUAAAGGUUUUAGAAUUUUGGGAAGAAAAACAUUACUAUCCAUUAAAAGCAAUUCAAGCAUUUAGAAAC